AUUACAUAUUUCAAAAGUGCAGAUUGUCUUAACUUCAAUUACAAUAUCACAAUGGUCAAACACUAGGAAAAUGACUGUACAAUUCUAGCUAUUGCUGUGUGCAAGAAGGAUAGGGAACCUUAAAUCUCUUUCUCUACUGCUGAUAGCUCGUCCCCUCCUUUCCUGUACCUUUUUUGUGAACAUGUCCUUUCUCUUUAUUUCUUAUUUCCUUUUACUUUCUCUUCUCUAGACAUCUCUUUUCUCUAUCUUGACAGCCAUAUCGAGCAGGGGCAUAUACAUGUCAUGAAUGAAGAUAAUUCAUCUUUUUCUUUAUCUUCAAAAAGAGCGUCUUUUUCUUCACGUGCUAGCAAAUUACCACAAAGGAUUGUACAAUCAUUCAAUAUUAGACAGCAACAGCAAACAACGAAUAAUUACAGUUAUAGCCAGAAUAAGACUGUCAGCAGCAGCAGCAAUAGCAGUAGUAACAGCAGUUUAAGUACUAGUGACAAUUUACCGACCCGUAUUAGUCAAAUGAUAUUUCGACAAAAAAAUUCUAACGAGGAGUAUCAAAAUUACUCACCAUCAUCACCACCACCAUCAGAGACCCUACCCAAUUAUCCGCAGCCGCAACGUCCGAAAGUGAGUAACUCCUCGUUGCCAAGAUCUUUAAUGGGCAAUAAUGAAAACAAUAAUGAAAUACUAUCUACAACAGCAGCAGUAGCAACCGCAGGUGAAAGAGUGACCCCUUACUUAGCCUUACCUCCUCCUGAAGACAAUUUUAAACGAUCUUAUCAAGAAGCAAAGACUGUCUCAAAUAAACUCCAGGCAGUAACAGAUAAUGGGCGUUUUUUAGACCCUCCAUUUUCUCCUCUUUCUUCCAUAGCCAACAAUAAUAACCGCUAUUUUUCAGAAGAACCACCUCUUCCAGACCUUGCAAUGUACUCCAAUUUCACUCCACCACUGUCUCCGAUGCUAUCUAUUUUCAAUGGCAUUGGAUUAGUAACGCCAACAACAAGCUCAACUACAGCAACAAUGCUGCCAUCAAAAGUAGCGGAUUCGUCUGUUGCAGAGUUUGCCGACUAUUUAAUGGAACGCUGCUCAAAUAUCAAGACAGCCGUAGAAUAUUAUAACCUGUCAAAUUGCACCUAUAUUCAACAAAUAGAACUAAUUCUAAGCGACAUACAAUUUCUGAUUGAUGCGUGCAGAGAACCCUUGUAUUCUUCCAUUGAAGAAGAUAUUAUUGAUUUGAAAGAGCAGCAUUCGUAUAUCUGCAUGCGUUUGAAGGGUAGUACUAACAAUACCCGUAAUAUUAGCACUAAACCCGAAGUGAAAGAGUUUCAUAACACAAUCACUUCAGCGGUAAGAGAACUCUUAUAGUUUUCAUCAAAAUACAACAGGUAUAUAACAUUAUAGAUGUAUUUAUGUAGCUCGAAGAGAUCGAAGGUAUUGUUUUGAAAUGUUC
Mycotypha africana is the source of this 1441-nucleotide messenger RNA. RefSeq lists its product as uncharacterized. Lineage: Eukaryota; Fungi; Mucoromycota; Mucoromycetes; Mucorales; Mycotyphaceae. Bases 283 to 1356 code for a protein of 357 amino acids. The record is from RefSeq and is a predicted model, not a curated record. The transcript is spliced from 3 exons.